Molecule: messenger RNA, 4575 nt
Organism: Aethalodelphis obliquidens (Pacific white-sided dolphin)
Lineage: Eukaryota; Metazoa; Chordata; Mammalia; Artiodactyla; Delphinidae
Gene: DHCR24
Product: 24-dehydrocholesterol reductase
Exons: 9
Coding region: 267-1817 (516 amino acids)
Biological process (GO): steroid metabolic process
Cellular component (GO): cytoplasm; membrane
Molecular function (GO): FAD binding; Delta24(24-1) sterol reductase activity
Source: RefSeq, a predicted model, not a curated record
AGGGUGGAGCGGCCUGACUCCCGCAGCCAAUAAAAGCAGCAGGUUCCUGGUCCGAUCCCCGGCGCGGCUCGCCAUUGGUCACCACCCGGGUCUCGGCCCACCGAACCUUUGCGACCCGAGCCAAUCGCGAGGCGGCGAGGUGUCCUGGGGCUCGCGGGGAGCGGGCCGCGGGCAGCAGCGAGCGCAGGCCGGCGAAGAGCGGGUGGCGGUGACCAGCGGCGCGAGCCGGCAUCCCCUCCCCCGCGCGGUGAGCCGCCGGCUCCACCAUGGAGCCCGCCGUGUCGCUGGCAGUGUGCGCUCUGCUCUUCCUGCUCUGGGUCCGCGUGAAGGGGCUGGAGUUCGUGCUCAUCCACCAGCGCUGGGUGUUCGUGUGCCUCUUCCUCCUGCCGCUCUCGCUCAUCUUCGACAUCUACUACUAUGUGCGCGCCUGGGUGGUGUUCAAGCUCAGCAGCGCGCCGCGGCUGCACGAGCAGCGCGUGCGGGACAUCCAGAAGCAGGUGCGGGAAUGGAAGGAGCAGGGCAGCAAGACCUUCAUGUGUACAGGGCGCCCUGGCUGGCUCACCGUCUCACUGCGGGUUGGGAAGUACAAGAAGACACACAAAAACAUCAUGAUCAACCUGAUGGACAUUCUGGAGGUGGACACCAAGAAACAGAUUGUCCGCGUGGAGCCCUUGGUGACCAUGGGUCAGGUGACUGCCCUGCUGACCUCCAUUGGCUGGACUCUGCCUGUGCUGCCCGAGUUGGAUGACCUCACAGUGGGAGGAUUGAUCAUGGGCACAGGCAUCGAGUCUUCAUCCCACAAGUAUGGCCUGUUCCAGCACAUCUGCACUGCCUACGAGCUGGUCCUGGCCGAUGGCAGCUUUGUGCGAUGCACACCGUCGGAAAACUCGGACCUGUUCUACGCUGUGCCCUGGUCCUGCGGGACCCUGGGCUUCCUGGUGGCCGCCGAAAUCCGCAUCAUCCCCGCCAAGAAGUACGUCAAGCUGCGGUUUGAGCCGGUGUGCGGCCUGGAGGCCAUCUGUGACAGGUUCACCCGUGAGUCCCAGCGGCAGGAGAACCACUUCGUGGAAGGGCUGCUCUACUCCCUGGAGGAAGCUGUAAUCAUGACGGGUGUCAUGACGGAUGAGGCCGAGCCUGGCAAGCUGAAUAGCAUUGGCAACUACUACAAGCCCUGGUUCUUCAAGCACGUGGAGAACUACCUGAAGACAAAGCGCGAGGGCCUGGAGUACAUCCCCUUGAGACACUACUACCACCGCCACACGCGCAGCAUCUUCUGGGAGCUCCAGGACAUCAUCCCCUUUGGCAACAACCCCGUCUUCCGCUACCUCUUUGGUUGGAUGGUGCCUCCCAAGAUCUCCCUCCUGAAGCUGACCCAGGGCGAGACGCUGCGCAAGCUGUACGAGCAGCACCACGUGGUGCAGGACAUGCUGGUGCCCAUGAAAUGCCUGCCGCAGGCCCUGCACACCUUCCACAGCGACAUCCACGUCUACCCCAUCUGGCUGUGCCCAUUCAUCCUGCCCAGCCAGCCGGGCCUGGUGCACCCCAAGGGAAACGAGGCCGAGCUCUACGUCGACAUUGGUGCCUACGGGGAGCCGCGCGUGAAGCACUUUGAGGCCCGGUCCUGCAUGAGGCAGUUGGAGAAGUUCGUCCGAAGUGUGCACGGGUUCCAGAUGCUGUAUGCCGACUGCUACAUGGACCGGGAGGAGUUCUGGGAGAUGUUUGACGGCUCCCUGUACCAUAGGCUGCGGAAACAGCUCGGCUGCCAGGACGCCUUCCCGGAGGUCUAUGACAAGAUCUGCAAGGCUGCCAGGCACUGAGCCGGAGCCCACCCGGAAGGAGGCGGACGCGAGGGCGGACCCUGUCCCCAGGGCCAGAAGGCAUCUAUCUUCCCUCCACUCAAGCUUGGCUGCUCUGCCAGAUCCACACUUUCAGAAAGAAACCCCCCCAGAACCCCCACCCAGGCGGCCCCGACAGCUGCUCCCAGCCUCCAGGGGCAGCCAAGCAGAGUGGCCAGGACGUGAGAUUUGGAGUCAGACAGACCCGAGUCUAGUUCCCAGUUCUGCCACUCAUGAGCUGUGUGACUCUGAGUGAGUCACUCAGCCACUCUGAGCCCUGUUCCUCACCUGUUGAAAGGGGGUAAUGCUGUCUUCCUGCUACUGUCAUCUGAGUCAAGCGCCUGUCGCAGCAGAGGUGCCGGAGAAGCGGCAGCUGCUGUUAGCACGGCUUCCCACUCAGCGUCACGUCGGACUAAGUGCUUUGGAUUCAGUGGUUGAGUCCGGGAAGGCUCCAUGUUAGGUCACCUGGGCUCGGGUUUGGCUGAAGGGGGUGCCCUCGAGUUGCGCUGCCAUCACUUGUCAGCUGCAAGACCUCCUCGCGGAGGGAAGGAAGGAAGGUUCCUCUCCAUCCCUGGGGUCUUGGGAGGGCAACAGAUGGGGCGGGCGGGCCCAAGAUGUGCUGUGCCAAAGCCAGGUCUGAUUCCAAAGUUCUCCCUGCCGUGCUCGGUGGCGCCUUGCCCCUUCCUCCUUCACGCUCAGGCUUGCAGGCCUACUGCAGCCGUUGCCCAGGUCCACUCAGAGGGGACUGUGUCCUUGGAGAAGACACUUCAGGGUUGAAUCCUGGCCAGGCCCAGGCCUGGGACACCUGCCCAGGCUGGGUGAGCGGUCUCUGCUCUGAAUUGAAUCCAGAGGACCUGGGCUCAUUCUUGCCUCUCCACCCUCCAUGGCUCUUGUUCCCAGAACCCGCUUUGCCAUGGUGGGGCUGUGUCCUCUGCUCUGCAGUAGGGGUGGGAGUUGGGGGGGGGUGGGACCGCGCCAAGCAGGAAGAUGGAGCCCGCCGUCACUCGGCUUCGUGGGGUUCCUCACUGCGGGGCUGAAAGAAAACAGCAUCAACUUGAUUUCUCCAACCACUCAUCUCCCCCUUUUUUUCUUUCUCCCCCGGCCCCCAACUGUAGUUAAUUUUAGUGCCUUACAAAUCCUAAGCUCAGAGAAAAGUUAGCUCCAUUUCCGUUCCAGAGGGAAGGAAACCUUCCCAGGUCCCUGCCCGCCUAGUAGAGCUUGGUGGUUUGUGCAGCUCUGUCUUGAGAACUGCCCAGCCUCAGCUGAAAACCCAGAAUCUGAGAGGGAAUUGUGUAAGGGAAGCUGGAAUUAAGUGAACUGUGCCAGGCAGUGACAUUUUGGGAGAGAGAGAGAGAGAGAGGGACCACUGCACCAGGAGCCAGGAGGCCUGGGUUUCAUUCAGUCCUUGCUGUGUUCCUCACGAGCUCUGCACCCGUGGGCAAGUCAUUUGUCCCUCUGAGCUGUAGUUUCCUCAUCUGUCACAUCAGCGCACACAAGACCACCUGAGGCCCUUCUGCUGUAGGAGCGCAGAGCUGUCUUAAACACCACGACUGCAAACCCCAUGAAAAGCCUCUUGUGUGGAUAGUCAGAGGAAAAACAAAUGAUCCAAGUGGACGCUUGGGGGUUGUCUCCCAUUUAAGGUCCUUCAGCCCAAGGCCAGCUCUCGUCUUUUCAGAAAGGCGCAGCCGUGGCCUGCACGGAAGUGUCAGUCUUGUCACCACAGGUUGCCAGGAUCCUCCCAGAGCCGUGCUCUGGCUGCCGAGGCUCGCUCAUCCUGCCCUGGGCUGGGCACGCUGUAGUGUCUUGGCGCGUUCCUGGGAGUUCUGGGCGCAUUCAGGACACUCAGAUGGCAGAGGAACCACUCUUCCCCAUUUGGCCUCUGGAGGGGGCAUAAGAAAAAAAUAAGAAACCUCAUUUUCUCGCUUGUAUGCAAAGCACGUGAAUACUGGCAUUAGCUCUCCUAGUGGGCCCGUGGGCUUCCCGCUCGGCGCUAAACUGAUGAUCCUACUUACUGUAGAGGAAUGGCGAGCCCGAGCUAGGUUAGCCCCACAGAUAAGGUCCCAUCCUUUCACCAGUGGGGCCUCCGUCCCUGGGCCCCUGGGAGUGUGGCCAGAGAUGCCAGCAGCUUCUGUUAUCCUCAGUCCUACAAAGCAAAAUCCUGCCCUUCGCAGACCUCACUCGGAACCCGGGGCUCAGAAGGGAGGGAGGGUCUGGGGAUCACACCAGCCUCAGGUUGGUGUUUCGCUUCAGUGAUAUCUUGCCUAGAAAGGGGCAGUCUUCCAAGCAUGUUGAGCUGAGUGACCAGCUCUUUCUUGUAGCCAGUCUCGUCACUACCCAUCCAGAUGGUGGUUUCAGGUGGAAUUAAACUUGGCACGUGGCGGGAGUGGGGCAGCGUGUGUGGAAAGUAUAAGAAGAGGCCUCUCCCUUCCGGAACGCUGAGUUUCUCUGCAUGAAGGUUUUCUGUAAAAUCCGGAUUCUAGCCAGUUUCUUUGGCUGGAAGGAUGCAUAAUCUAAUUAGCUGUUACUGAGAGGGAAGGGGUGGGGAUGGGGGUGGCAGUGAAUGCUGUGUGAUUUUUAGUUUUUUCCUUAAUCGUGGGGACCACGGAAAAAGGCCUGGGUCCCCCCCACCCCCCAGCAGGCUCUGCAGCUGCAGGCGCUGUGCCUACUGUCUGAACACUUCACGUCCCUAUGACUGUGUGGCCCCUGCUUCUGUAAGAAUAAAAGUGUGAUCUGGAAAGUA